Enterospora canceri is the source of this 159-nucleotide messenger RNA. NCBI's taxonomy places the organism in Eukaryota, Fungi, Microsporidia, Enterocytozoonidae. The record is from the annotation of a GenBank genome assembly.
AUGGCCAUUACAUUGCUAAUAAUGCUUAUUUUAUCACCAAAGUCAACACUAUCUCGUACUAUCGUACUACUAGCAUCCAAGAACAGACCUAUUGCUUCCCGCCAGUCAUGUAACAAACCAGCUGGACAUAUCACAAGCAGUGGCCAGUCAGAAUCGUAG